Chaetura pelagica (chimney swift) is the source of this 471-nucleotide messenger RNA. It is a transcript of the gene UCN3, whose product is annotated as urocortin 3. Gene Ontology annotation, biological process: digestion; adenylate cyclase-activating G protein-coupled receptor signaling pathway; cellular response to nutrient levels. The transcript has a single exon. The record is from RefSeq and is a predicted model, not a curated record. NCBI's taxonomy places the organism in Eukaryota, Metazoa, Chordata, Aves, Apodiformes, Apodidae. Gene Ontology annotation, cellular component: extracellular region. Gene Ontology annotation, molecular function: corticotropin-releasing hormone receptor 2 binding; hormone activity. The coding region runs from base 1 to 471 and encodes 156 amino acids.
AUGUCCCAGCCCAGGCUGCUGCUCCUCCUCGCCCUCCUCUGUGCCACCCAGAGGAGCAGAGGGGCUCUCCACCUCUACGACACCAGCUCCUUCCUCAGCUGCCUCAACGCAGCCCUCGACGAAGCCCGGAAGAACCUCCCGGAGGAGAAUUCCAUCCUGGACAAACGUGGCUUGGACUCCCCCCUGCCCCAGGAGCCACCCGAGGAGAGGGAAGAAGAGGAAGGAGAGGAUGAAGAGCUGGGGAAAAGGACGUUCCCAGGGCAAGGCCAUCACUACACACACGUGUCCCAGGGGAAGGGGAAGAGCUCCCAGAGCCGCGCCAAGAGCGACCGCCGCGCCAAGGUCACCCUGUCCCUCGACGUCCCCACCAACAUCAUGAACAUCCUCUUCAACAUCGCCAAGGCCAAGAACCUGAGGGCCAAGGCUGCUGCCAACGCCCACCUGAUGGCCCAGGUGGGGAGGAGGAAGUGA